Messenger RNA from Arabidopsis arenosa, 1867 nucleotides. The record is from the annotation of a GenBank genome assembly. NCBI's taxonomy places the organism in Eukaryota, Viridiplantae, Streptophyta, Magnoliopsida, Brassicales, Brassicaceae.
UUGUUUUCAUCACAGAGUUCUCUCUCUUUGUAAAGGUAUAAAAAAAUUAUUAACACAUCAAAAAUAAAAUCAAAAUAAAUUGUUGUGAUCAUAGAGUUUUCUUGCACCAAUGAGUGCUUCAAAGCUUGUUUCUGUAUUACUAUUGAUUGUAUUAAUCAAUAUAAGCAAUAAUGGCGUCGAUGCAUUUCACAAAGUUUUCAAGAAAUUGCAAUCACAAUCGACUUCAUUGGAUUCAGUGAGUCCUCUUCAUAGAACCGCCUAUCACUUUCAACCUCCCCGCCAUUGGAUCAACGAUCCGAAUGCUCCAAUGCUCUACAAGGGAAUUUACCAUCUCUUUUACCAAUACAAUCCCAAAGCCCUUGAACCAGCCAUUUACCCAUCCAAAUGGUUCGACAUUAACGGUACAUGGUCCGGUUCAGCUACCCACGUACCGGGAAAAGGACCGGUUAUCCUCUACACCGGUAUCACCGAGAACCAGACUCAAAUUCAAAAUUAUGCCAUUCCCCAAGAUCUUUCCGACCCAUACCUCAAGACAUGGAUUAAACCAGACGAUAACCCGAUCGUAAAACCCGACCAUGGCGAGAACGGAUCCGCUUUCCGUGACCCAACCACGGCUUGGUUCAACAAAAAAGAUGGGUAUUGGAGAAUGCUUGUUGGUUCAAAGAAAAAGCACCGAGGAAUCGCUUAUAUGUACAAAAGUCGUGACUUCAAGAAAUGGGUCAAAACCAAACGUCCCAUCCACUCCAGAAAGAAGACCGGUAUGUGGGAAUGUCCAGAUUUCUUCCCGGUAUCCGUAACCGACAAGAAAAACGGUUUGGACUUCAGCUACGACGGUCCAAACGCCAAGCAUGUGUUGAAGGUUAGUUUGGACUUGACCCGAUACGAGUACUACACUCUUGGAAAGUAUGACACCAAGAAGGAUCGUUACAGACCCGACGGUAACACUCCUGACGGUUGGGAUGGUUUGAGAUUUGAUUAUGGUAACUUCUAUGCGUCAAAGACAUUCUUUGAUGACAAGAAGAACAGAAGAAUUCUUUGGGGUUGGGCCAAUGAAUCCGACACCGUUGAAGAUGAUACGUUGAAGGGUUGGGCCGGUAUUCAGCUUAUCCCAAGAACAAUCUUGCUUGACUCUAGCGGUAAGCAACUCGUGUUUUGGCCUAUUGAAGAGAUUGAGUCAUUGAGAGGAAAGAAUGUCCAAAUGACCAACCAGAAAAUGGAGAUGGGCCAACGCUUUGAGGUCCAAGGAGUUACUCCUGCUCAGGUGGAUGUGGAUGUGACAUUCAACGUUGGAAGUCUAGAGAAGGCUGAAAAGUUGGACGAAAGCUUCGCAACUAAACCACUAGAGUUAUGUAACUUGAAAGGUUCAAAUGUGACUGGCGGAGUCGGUCCUUUUGGUCUGAUCACGUUGGCUACAUCUGACCUAGAAGAAUACACUCCUGUUUUCUUCAGAGUCUUCAAAGAUGCUUCAACCAACAAACCUAAGGUCCUCAUGUGCUCUGACGCCAAGCCUUCGAGUCUCAAAACAGACACGGGCUCUGACGCGAAGCAGAGGAUGUACAAACCAUCGUUUGCUGGUUUUGUUGAUGUUGAUCUCGCUGACGGAAAGAUCUCUCUAAGGAGUUUGAUUGAUCACUCGGUCGUCGAGAGCUUUGGUGCAAAAGGAAAGACAGUGAUAACAUCUAGAGUGUAUCCAACAAAAGCAGUAGGAGAAAAAGCUCAUUUGUUUGUCUUUAACAAUGGAUCACAGCCUGUGACCGUAGAGAGCCUCAAUGCAUGGAACAUGCAGAAGCCUCUGAAGAUGAACCAAGGAGCUAAAUGAUCACCUCAUUCUUUUUAUUCUUUUCGUUAAUAAAUUUCAUUCAUUCGU